Messenger RNA from Elephantulus edwardii (Cape elephant shrew), 783 nucleotides. It is a transcript of the gene NCCRP1, whose product is annotated as non-specific cytotoxic cell receptor protein 1 homolog (zebrafish). Gene Ontology annotation, cellular component: SCF ubiquitin ligase complex; cytoplasm. Lineage: Eukaryota; Metazoa; Chordata; Mammalia; Macroscelidea; Macroscelididae. Gene Ontology annotation, molecular function: ubiquitin protein ligase activity. The record is from RefSeq and is a predicted model, not a curated record. The coding region runs from base 1 to 783 and encodes 260 amino acids. The transcript is spliced from 6 exons. Gene Ontology annotation, biological process: SCF-dependent proteasomal ubiquitin-dependent protein catabolic process; glycoprotein catabolic process.
AUGGCAGAACUGCGGGUGGAGUGCGCGCUGGGCAGCGGGAUGGAGGCGGACGAGGGUCCCCCCGAGCCGGCCCUGCCGCCAUCCCCGCCGUCGCCGCCGUCGCCUGCGUCCCCCGAGCCCCCUGCGCUCCCCGAGCCCGAGCUGCCAUCGGAGGCGUACGCGCGGCAGCUGCUGCUGGAGGAGUGGGGACCCCCCGGCGGGAGCCUGCAGCUGCCCACGCACCUCAGCUGGAGGCUCAUCUUCCUGCGCAGGCCGCUCUAUCGCAACCUGCUGCGCUCGCCCAACCCCGAAGGCAUUAACAUCUAUGAGCCAGCGCCCCCUAGCGGCCCAACGCGGAAGCCCCUGGAGGCGCUUGGCAAUUUCCGAGGGUGGUUCAUUAGAACCGAGGCGCUCCAGGCUGACCGCAGCUGGACAGUGAAGCAGCAGUGUGUGGACCUCCUGGCCGAGGGCCUGUGGGAGGAGCUUCUGGAUGAUGAGCAGCCGGAUAUCACCGUCAUGGACUGGUACGAGGACAGUCGUCUGGACACUUGUGUCUAUGAGCUGCAUGUCUGGCUGCUGGCUGCUGACCGCCGCACGGUCAUCGCGCAGCACCACGUGGCCCCUCAGGCCUCUGGGAGAGGCCGUCGUGGUUGCUGGCUCCAGGUGUCCCACGUGUUCCGCCAGUAUGGCCCCGGCGUGCGCUUCGUCCACUUCAUGCACAAGACCAAGAACCGAAUGGAGGCUGGUGGGCUGCUUAGGACCCGGGUGACUGACUCAUCCGUGUCUGUGCAGCUGAGGGAGUGA